Messenger RNA from Megachile rotundata (alfalfa leafcutting bee), 3629 nucleotides. RefSeq names its product scruin like at the midline (gene slim). The record is from RefSeq and is a predicted model, not a curated record. Gene Ontology annotation, biological process: positive regulation of stress-activated MAPK cascade. NCBI's taxonomy places the organism in Eukaryota, Metazoa, Arthropoda, Insecta, Hymenoptera, Megachilidae. Gene Ontology annotation, molecular function: protein binding.
CUAGACUCAAAAGAACAAGUUUGCAGUUUUAAAUGACGCAUAAACUUAUAUGUGUAUAUGCAUAAUAAAAAAAGCUGACUUUUAAAAGCAAAACUAUAACUAUUGAAUUGAAGUAAAACACAUUGUGAUCGGUGUAUAAACAGCGUUCGACAAAAUUAGUGAAAGAAGAUUUUAUCAUAUUACGCCAUGUUCGCCGAUGUGGAAAAAGUAUUCCAGAUGUAUCACAGAAUUUCUACACAUGUCUAUAUUGAAAAUUUCUAAUCUACAUCGAAACAAUGCUCAAGAUUUUACUAAGAACAGUACGAGAUUCAUUUUAAAGUACAAACCUCGAUACAAGUAAAUUGAUUGCAUAUAUGCGGAACGAUAUAAACUGACGAUCUAUUUAAUUGUCAAUUAAUUGGCAAAAAUGUACACGUUCAAACCAUUUGUGUUCAUGAAACACGAAGCACAGAGCGUGGAACGUCCAAAGGGUAGAAGUGGACAUAGAAUAGUCUGUAAUGAUAAAAAUUUGUAUUCGUAUGGUGGCUUUAAUCCGUGUAUUCCCGACACUGAUCCUGACAUGAGAAAUGACCAAGUAUGGAUUGCUAGUAAACCACUUUUCAAGGAAGUAUGGAAGUUUAAUCUUGUUACGCAACAAUGGAAACGAUUACCGGGUCAAGAUAAUAUGCCCAAUGAACUUGCAUCUAAUGCAGUGGUUUUGAGGGGUAAUGCACUGAUGGUUUAUGGUGGAACUGGUGUGCCGUUUGGAGAAAGUUGCAGUAAUCAUCUUUAUGUGUGUAACGUCGACGAUGGUAAAAUGUAUACAGUUCCAGCAAAGGGAGAAUUACCUGAACCACAGUAUGGACAAGCUUUAAUUUGCCAUGGAUCAUAUUUGUACACUGUUGGUGGAACUACUGGAUACGAAUAUACUUGUGAUAUUCAUAGAUUUAAUCUUAGGACUGGUGUUUGGGAACCUGUUUAUAUAUGUUCUGGAAGAGAUCAAAGUGAACCUGCAGGACGAUAUAGACACGAGUUAGCAUUUGAUGGAAAACUUAUUUAUGUUUUGGGUGGAGGAACAGCUGCUGAAGCAUUUGGUUUUUCUGAAAUCCCUGCUUUUGAUUUAGAAACAAACAAAUGGAUAGUAUUAAAUACUUAUGGUGACAGUGAUAAUAACACGGUACCGGAACCUAGACGUUGCCAUGGUUCUGUUCAAUACACAGAUGAAAAAACAGGUGUUACCUCGGUAGUAAUAUCUGGAGGAUACAAUGGUGAUCAUGUCUUUUCUGAUGUUUGGAAAUUAGAUCUGAAUAUCUUACAAUGGACAUGUUUAAGAAAAUGUAUCCUUCCAUGCCCUGUAUAUUUCCAUUCUGCAGCUCUUACACCUGAAGGACGAAUGUAUACAUUUGGAGGAAUAAUUAGAGUGAAUAAUGAGAUUGCUAGGACAAAUGCAGUUCAUUCUGUUUGGUUGACCAUCCCUAAAUUGUCAGAAAUGUGUUGGCAAGCAGUUAUUUAUUACAAUCCAGACAUAAGGCAUAAGACACGCAAUGAAUUACUUUGCAUGGGAAUACCAUUAAAGUUUGUGCAAAGAAUCGAUUGGGUAAUUUCGGGAGAGACGCAUCAUGCGGACGCAUGCACCAUUUUUUGAACCUGUCACAUCAAACGAUUGGCAACGUUGAUCCAUCUAUCGGUGAUAUCAUUAUUGUCUAUAAAUAUCAUCUGGUUAAAAAAAAUGUCGAUUAUGUUUUCGUGCAAUAAAGGUAAAAGAACUUUUUCACUAUUUUGAAUUAUGUACGAAAUAUUUUCAUGCACAGUAAGUAAAUACUUCAUUACCUUGUUAUUGCGUGAUUUUGACUGUUAUUACUGGUUUAAAUAGUGACAUUAACUCCUUUUAAUAUAAUAACGUGUUCUGACAUUUUUUGUAUUUGCUAGUUUCUGUUAUGUACAGGUGCAUCUUUCUCUCAAUUUAAGGAUAGAUGCAUCACUUAGGAAAAAAGAUAAUUGUAUCUAAAAUUAUUUUAAUUAAAAGAGAGGCUAAUAUACAACAAUUUACUACUAAAAACUUUGAUGACUAUUGUACUUAAAAUUUGGAAGUUUAGAAAUCGUUUAGCUUUAGAAUGAGUUGGAUUCGUUGCCUAAUUUGCCUGAAAUGGGCCCAUAAAAUUUUUAUCAUCUAUCAUGUAUUCGAUAAUAUAUGUCGAAAGGAAGAAGAAAGAAUAGAAUUAAAAAGAAGAGAGUACAAAUGAAUACUAAGAACAAAUAAGUACAAUUUCGAAGCGUAGGGUGCAUCUAACCAUAGGACAUAGGGAGAGAUGCAUUUUUUCCAAAUUUUUUCAGAAAGCAUAUGACUAUGUCAAAACAACGUUUCUAUAGUCUCGUAUUAUAUUUUUCAAAGGGAUUAAAAUAAAUAAUUAAACUACAUUCACGUAUAUUUUCAGUUGCAUUUAUAACGUUAUAAGCAGUAAAUAAAAUGUGGUGCGUCUCUCCCGAAAUUACCUUAUAUGUGUGUUGAAUUGUGUAAGGUAUACAUACUUAAACGAUGUCUGUUUAUUUGUUAUUAAAAAAGAAAGAAUAAUCAGAUUGAAUUAAAAGGAUGAAUCCAUCUUGUGUAACAAAUCUUUUUUGCUUAAAAUAAACACACGGAAGAAAAUAUAAUGAUACUGCUUCUUCUUCGGCACAAAAAGGAACAAAGUGUAAUGCGCGAUAAAACGUUGCCUUUUUCUGCAUUCGUAACAAUUCUGAAUGCAGAACUUCAUAUCAAACGGACAACGUGUUUGCGUACGAUUUUUGGAGUACAAAAUAGCUUAAAAAAUGUACCUUAUUAAGUACGCGAUUUGCAGAAAACGUGCAAUACUUCUGCACGACGUUAUUGAAAGAUAGCAGAGGGAACAAACGUGGUAAUGAAAAGAAUAAGUCACAUGUACAUUGUGGUGCGAAAUGCAAUGGAAGUUUUGCCUUAAACUUAGAUAAACGAAAUUAUAUUCACAUUUGUACGAGAUACAUUAUAAUCAGUGUCGCCGCCAGAAUUUUUUGGUCAAGUACAUACAGUAGACUCUUGUUGUAUUGCCAUUUUUAUAUAGAUGUUUAAGCAUAAAAGUGGCGUUUCUUCUGCGGAAAAAAUGAUCGCGAAUGCUGACUGUAGAUUGUUAUGCAAGAGAUCAUUAUGCGUUGUAUUGCAACGUAUUAAAUUGUCGCGCAUUGUAUCGAUGUACACAAUAUUGCGACGCGUUAUACUGCCACCCGUCAGAAAACUUAUUAGCCAACCAAAUGUAUUGCCAAUUUCUAGAAUCUUCCGUUCACAAAACCCUUGUCAGUGGCAAUAUAACGAACGUCUACAGUGAAUCGACAUUUCUGCUCAUCUACGUUGAGUAAAAUUGACCAAAUUUUGCCAAAACGUAGGGUCCCUUAACCACGAGAUCUGGGACAAAUUUCCGUUUUCCCGACGCAAGCGGCGGAACUGAUUAUGGUUCUAAUUCUUUAGCGUCAUUCGAAUUAUUCUUAAGUAGGCACAAAAAGGAAAGGUUGUUUCUCUUCUCAUUGUUCAAUUCUCGGUGUUAAUUAUCCAAAUUUAAGAUGAUACACCAUAGGUGUAUCGUAACGAAAAAAGGUAGAUUGUAAAUAGGAAAUUGAAUAAAAUUAAACUGACACUCUUA